AUGCCGCAGCUCGACAUCCCGACAGGUGGUCUGCAGGAGACGACACUCACCCCUCCCGAGGCAACCCCCCAAGCUCAUCCGUGUUGUUUGCACUACUCCAAGGCCCGCAAGUUGAAGGCUCUGUCCGGCCAGAGCCCGUAUUGUCUGGAUUCGCAGAUGUCUCUUCAUUUCUCUGGUUUCCACUUGCUCAAAUAUGUCGACGAGGUCGGCGUCUCAAGGACUGGACUUGCGGAAGAUGAGGCCAGAGUGGCCACGUGGACCGCAAAGCGAUGGGCGGAUUCCAUCCUGUGGCAAUAG
Molecule: messenger RNA, 297 nt
Organism: Colletotrichum orchidophilum
Lineage: Eukaryota; Fungi; Ascomycota; Sordariomycetes; Glomerellales; Glomerellaceae
Exons: 2
Coding region: 1-297 (98 amino acids)
Source: RefSeq, a predicted model, not a curated record